AUGUCCCCGACCAAAACCCUGAAGGUCCGAGUGGCCCUCCUCUGCAUCCUGGUGGGCACUGUGCUGGCCCUGGUGGGCGUGGUGACGGACCACUGGGCCGUGCUGAGCCCCCACGUGGAGCACCACAACACCACCUGCGAGGCGGCCCACUUCGGCCUCUGGCGGAUCUGCACGAAGCGGAUCUUCGUGGGCGACAAGGAGAGGAGCUGCGGCCCCAUCACCCUGCCCGGGGAGAAAAACUGUUCCUACUUCAGGCAUUUUAACCCAGGCGAGAGCUCGGAGAUCUUCGAAGUCACUACUCAGAAAGAGUAUAGCAUCUCGGCCGCCGCCAUCGCCAUCUUCAGCCUGGGCUUCAUCAUCGUGGGCACCCUCUGUGCACUCCUGUCCUUCCGGAAGAAGCGGGACUACCUGCUGAGGCCGGCCUCCAUGUUCUACAUCUUCGCAGGCCUCUGCCUCUCCGUGUCGGCGGAGGUCACGCGGCAGUCGGUGCAGCGCAUGGUAGACAGCGAGCACACGGCCUGGAUCGCGCACUCGCUCGCCUGGUCCUUCGUCUGCGCCUGCGUCGCCGCAGCCCUGCUCCUGGUCGGCGGCCUCGCGCUGCUGCUCCUCGCGCUGCCGCGGAUGCCCCGCGACCCCUGGGAGUCCUGCAUGGACGCCGAGCCCGAGCACUAG
Messenger RNA from Dama dama (fallow deer), 672 nucleotides. It is a transcript of the gene CACNG1, whose product is annotated as calcium voltage-gated channel auxiliary subunit gamma 1. Gene Ontology annotation, biological process: regulation of calcium ion transmembrane transport via high voltage-gated calcium channel; calcium ion transmembrane transport. Gene Ontology annotation, molecular function: calcium channel regulator activity; voltage-gated calcium channel activity. Gene Ontology annotation, cellular component: membrane; L-type voltage-gated calcium channel complex. The record is from RefSeq and is a predicted model, not a curated record. The coding region runs from base 1 to 672 and encodes 223 amino acids. Lineage: Eukaryota; Metazoa; Chordata; Mammalia; Artiodactyla; Cervidae. The transcript has 4 exons.